UUUUAUGACUGAGUAAUAUUCUAUUAUAUAUUCUAUUCUUUCUAUAUACUCCAUUAUAUUCAUAUGUACAUAAAAGAGCAGUGUGAAGAAGUGGGGGCAAGAAUGACCCCCAGACUGGCCAAAGCCCACACACCACUUCAUCCGUGUGCCCAGUGCCUAUGUCCCACCACUGUCACCACUAUGCCCAAGAGAAAGGCUGAAGGGGAUGUUAAAGGAGAUAAAGCCAAGGUGAAGGAUAAGCCACAGAGAAGAUCUGCAAAGUUAUCUGCUAAACCUAUUCCUCCAAAUCCAGAGCCCAAACCUAAAAAGGCCCCUGUAAAGAAGGGAGAAAAGAUUCCUAGAGGAAAAAGAGGAAAAGCUGAUACUGGCAAAUAUGGGAGUAACCCUGCAGAAAAUGGAGAUGCCAAAACAGACUAGACACAGAAAGCUGACGGUGCUGGAGAUGCCAAGUGAAGUGUGUGCAUUUUUGAUAACUGUGUACUUCUGGUAACUGUACAGCUUGACAUCUAUUUUUUAUCAAGUUUAAUAAAAAUGUAGCAUAUAUAUACACACAUA
Messenger RNA from Leopardus geoffroyi (Geoffroy's cat), 555 nucleotides. RefSeq names its product non-histone chromosomal protein HMG-17-like. Gene Ontology annotation, molecular function: nucleosomal DNA binding. The coding region runs from base 64 to 417 and encodes 117 amino acids. Gene Ontology annotation, cellular component: chromatin; nucleus. The transcript has a single exon. The record is from RefSeq and is a predicted model, not a curated record. Gene Ontology annotation, biological process: chromatin organization. NCBI's taxonomy places the organism in Eukaryota, Metazoa, Chordata, Mammalia, Carnivora, Felidae.